UUUUAAUUUUGUAAUAGAAUGCAGGUUAAGAGGAGAAGGAAAGCUACUAAUUUUAUUUUCACUCGAUUGGAAUAAAUUUCGGUGUCAAUCAGCGCUUUUACCUCUGCAACGUUUUGAGAUGUCAAAUCACUUACCCACAAUUUUACCCAUAAUUUUUGUAAUCAAUAUUAAUAUUUUUUACACAAAAAUUUACUUUUCCGUUAGUAAGCAAGAAAUUUGAAGAUUCAAGUCACAAAUAAACAAAAAUAAAACUAAAUUCCAAUUGUCACACACUCAAAACACGUCUGUAAAAAAUUAUAAAAAAUUAAGAUGCGUCUAAUAAUACGGCUGGGGCUAUAUGCUUCUCACAUGAAUACAAUCACAUUAAUACUUCUCGCGCUAAUACAUAUUAAUAAAUUACAUUCAUAAAUAUAUUAUAUCACGAGAGAUAGUAUUUAUGCUUACAGAAAAGGGGGUUCAAUUCUUAUGCGACACGAGCAAAGUAAUUAGAAUAAUACUAGAUUAUCGAUCGGUUAUAGUAUUAUUCUAGUUAUUUUUCUCGUGUCAUAUACGAUAUAAUCUCGUACGCUUUUGAGAAUCAGACCCUGAGUUCUGAGGCCCAAUUCUCGAAUAGUGGGGGGCCCCUGGUUCCCCAAAGUAUGAAAAUAUCGUAUACGAUAUCUAGGAUUCACGUUGCGAUGAUUUAUAUACGGCGCUCCAAAGUGCUUGCAACGUAAAAUGAAUCCUAGCUUAUCGUAUACGAUAUUUUUCACAUAUUUUCGAGAAUCAAGGCCCAGUAGUCCUGUAAUUGUCGACAUAUAGUACUAGACGAAACACGUGGCAAGAUUUCUUGGAUUUUUCGCGUGAGAGAUCUAGAAAGAGAGAGCUAGAUGUGUAGGCACGGAUCUCUCUUCCUACUCUCUGUUCAUUGGUUGAAUUUUGCCUAAGGAGAUGAGGAACAGUAUCGUAUUCUUAAAAGUUCGGGACAUCCUUGACAUGUGCUGUGUACAUGUGUGUAUGUGUUGAGUGAUAUGAUAUGCGCUAUGAAUAAUCAAUAAUAUGGUUUCGUUAUUGUGCAAAACGAAUGGGUUAAACAAAGAUGUACCAACUCAUGCGUCUGAAUUCUCCCUUAAGUCUGAUCUACAAUGUGCUCUUUGCGUCUCGUUUCUUACCCUCUCUUUUCCAAAGAUAAAUGUCGGUGCACAAUAGAUAUUUUAAGCUUUAAGAAAUUGACCAAUCACAGUCGAAUGUGAAGAGAAUAAUUAACUGUUAGAAUAAUUAACUGGUCAAUUCCUUGAGGCUUAAAAUACCUAUUGUAGACCGACACUAAAAGUUCUUACGGAAGAAAGAUAAGGAGCAAGAAACAAGACGCAAGGAGCACAUUGUAGAGCAAGCUUUAGUCUCGCGUCGGCACUCCGUCGAUCAGACUUCACCGGCCGAGGUCACGUUUAUCGGUUCUCAGGAGGAACCGCCGGACGCGCUGCCCUCUCCGCCGUCGCGCAGGAAAGCGCAGCCGAGCGCCGCCACUUCGCGCUCCUGGGCGACUUUCUCCGUGACUAGGCGCGCUCGCGUCACGUACGUAUGACGGUUAGUGACAGUGGUUCGCGAUCCAUCGGAGGUGAUACUUUGCGUCGUCUAUCUCUCUCUGUCGUAGCGUUCUCGACCAGCAUAUUCGUCGGGCGGAUGAGAGCGGUACGUAGGCGCGAGUAACGAGACGAUAUCGUCGCUCCCUCUCCCGCGAGUGCACCGCAUUCGGCGAUAUCGCCGUGCGCUCCCUCGUCGAGACGCCGAGGGCUCCGACUCUCGCUCGUUCACGUUCGGCGGAAUCUUUGGGCGUGUGUCGCGCGCGAUUCGUAUGGAAGAAAGGCGGUCGGCUCGGACUCACGCGCGCAUGCGAGGACGGAUAGAUACGCACGGGAAGGGCUCUCGACGGAUCUGUGACUCGGUGCCUGCAAUGGCGCCUCCGCCUGGCUCGCCUACUUUCUAAGCUGCGUUUCGGUGAGAGGUGCCGACCUGAUCCCCGUCUCCCUCUCUCUUUCUCUCGCGUUCCUACGCGUGAACGCACGCUCGUAAGGACGCAGAUACGCGCGCGUACACGUUCCCUCGCUCGUGUCCACGCACAGGAGAGGACUAUGUGAUUGAUGACGUACGGCCGACUCCGCUGGACUCCGCGGCGAUACUUCGAGUGCAACAGCUGCGGUACGAGCUUUCGCCGAGCACGGGAUCGUUUCGGUGGCGAGCGUGAGAUCGCCCGGCCCUUCGAUGCAUCGCGGCUGUCGCCGCUCCGACGAUCUGCUGCGGCCGGCCAGGAUAUCCGGAGAGUCCGCUCGGUGGUCGCGCUGCUGUUGGCCUUCCCUCGCGGAUGUGAUCCUUUCCUCUCGCCCGCUCGCUUCCCCCCGCGUUAUCCAGUCGACGCCUGCUUCGCGAUCGCUCGCCGAUCCGCUGCCGUCGGCGCGACACAGCUGACAGAUCUCUCUCUCUCCCUCUAUCGCGCGCUCUAUCUAUCUGUCUAUCUCCGUCGCUCCCAGGCGCGACGGGCGCGACCGAGCGAGUGCCGCACGUGCGGGGAAUCGGACCCCGGUGAGAUACCCGCUCUCGAUCGACCUGGUGCUCGGUGAGCGCGCGUGCGAUUCGAUCGUUCGACUUGCGUCUGUCCCGGACGAGGAGGGCCGCGCGACGGCCUCGCCGUUGCUCAUCCCGCUGGUGGGAUCCUCCGUAUUCAACGUCCGGUUGUGAAUUAGAUGCGACCGAGGGGACUGUCGGAAGAGCGAAGAGGUCUCCUGAGCGUGCUGCGACCGGUCACUGGGACGCGCUUCAUCUGAGGAAGGAAGCCCCGAGACACCUGACAACAUGGGCAACUGCUUCAGCAACCCCACGGACGUGGAGAAGGAGAAGCCGGACCGGAUAGGCAAUCCCAACAUCGAGACGGUUCAGUCGCAGGCCAGCCCGGUGCCGACCCCGCCGCCCGACCCCAUCAGACCGAUGCCGCAGAUCCCGGAUACGGAUGUUGCGACCGCAAAGAUAUUCGUCGCCCUCUAUGAGUACGACGCUCGCACCGAUGAAGACCUCAGCUUCCGGAAGGGCGAGCAUCUGGAGAUACUCAACGACACCCAGGGCGACUGGUGGCUGGCGCGGAGUAAAAGGACCCGCCAGGAGGGCUACAUCCCCAGCAACUACGUGGCCAAGUUGAAGUCGAUCGAGGCGGAACCAUGGUACUUCCGGAAGAUCAAGCGAAUCGAGGCGGAGAAGAAGCUGCUGCUGCCGGAGAACGACCACGGCGCCUUCCUGAUAAGAGACUCCGAGAGCCGGCACAACGAUUACUCUCUCUCAGUGCGCGACGGCGACACGGUCAAGCACUACCGCAUUCGCCAGUUGGACGAGGGCGGCUUCUUCAUCGCCAGGCGAACCACCUUCAGGAACCUGCAGGACCUCGUCGAGCACUACAGCAAGGACGCGGACGGCCUCUGUGUGAAUCUCUGCAAGCCCUGUGUGCAGGUUGAGAAACCCGUAACCGAGGGCCUCAGUCAUCGUACGCGAGAUCAAUGGGAGAUCGACCGUUCGUCGCUCAAGUUCCUCAGGAAGUUGGGCCAGGGCCAGUUCGGUGAGGUGUGGGAGGGGCUGUGGAACAACACCACGCCGGUGGCGAUCAAGACGCUCAAGCCGGGCACCAUGGACCCGAAGGAUUUCUUGGCCGAGGCGCAGAUCAUGAAGAAACUCCGGCACAACAAGCUCAUCCAGCUGUACGCCGUGUGCACGAUGGAGGAGCCGAUCUACAUCAUCACGGAACUUAUGAGAAACGGCAGUCUACUGGAAUACCUGCAAGGCAAAGGUAGAGGCGUGAAGUUGCAGCAACUGAUCGACAUGUCCGCGCAAAUAGCGGCUGGUAUGGCUUACCUGGAGUCGCAGAACUACAUUCACCGAGACCUGGCAGCCCGUAACGUCCUCGUGGCGGACGGCAACGUAGUUAAGAUCGCCGACUUCGGCCUGGCCAGGCUCAUCAAAGAGGACGAGUACGAAGCGAGAAUAGGCGCUCGCUUCCCCAUCAAGUGGACCGCGCCCGAGGCGGCGAAUUACAGCAAAUUCAGUAUUAAGUCCGACGUGUGGUCGUUCGGUAUCCUCCUCACCGAACUGGUCACGUACGGUAGAAUACCUUAUCCAGGUAUGACGAAUGCUGAGGUUCUUCACCAGGUGGAGCACGGCUACAGGAUGCCGUGUCCGCCCGGUUGUCCGAGCACGCUCUACGACAUCAUGCUGGAAUGCUGGAACAAGGACCCCAUGAAGAGACCAACCUUCGAGACGCUCCAGUGGAAGCUCGAAGACUUCUUCACCAUGGAAGGUUCCGAGUACAAAGAAGCGUCCGCGUACUGAACAAAGGAUUUUCGAAAUCUUCCACGUUUACAUGGUACUCCAUUGGGAGAUGUGCGAUAAUAAUCGGCACCGUCGUUAUCGCGGUGGCGAUGGCGGCACGGUUGUUGCUACGGUCUUCUUCGUUAACCAUUCGUGACGCAGAUCGUGCUCGCGGUACUUCCGAGAAUACUGUGACCUUUACACUCGUACGACAAUGAUCAUUUUACAAACGAUCGAUAGAUGAUAGCGCGAUUUUAUUUAACGUCAACUUUUUAUUCCUCCUUCCCCCUCUUCCUUUCCCCUCUUUCAUUCCUUGUUCCUUUCUCUCUCUCUCUCUCCCUCUCUCACUCACUCACUCACUCACUCACUCACUCACUCACUCACUCACAUUUUUCGCUUGUCUUCCUCGUUUAUCCCACGCCUUUAUUUUUCUUACUUUUGCUCUUUUCUCUCUUUUUUCUUGUUUUUUUUUACAUUUUCGUCUUCGUACAUUCUGUCUGCCAUAGAGCUCGAAGGACGCGAUAUUUGUACAUUUUUACUUAUCACUUGACGAACGUACGUCGUCGACACUUUUUUGAUAAUUCUCAGCGACGUGGUUUUAGAUAUCGUUUUAGACCGCAGUAAGGACGUUACUACGUAGACGUUAAUGGCCUUUGUAAAAUCGUUUAUGUAAGUGUCAGCGUGAGAUAGAAGCUCAAUCGCGCUCGGACGAUGCGCGAUUAGGGUGGCAGUAGUAGCGAUGUAAUAUAUUCGUGUACAAUAUAAAUUGUCCCUCCCGUGUUACAAUUACACACACUAUAUAUAUAUAUAUAUAUAUAUANAUAUAUAUAUAUUAUACAUAUAUACAUGAUAUCGUAUUAUUUACAUACACGUGUGACUAUGAGAGAGCGACGAGACGACGGGCGCCAAUUUUCUCUCGGCCAUACCCGGCCGGCGAUGCAGUAGAAACGACGGACCAUGAAUGCACAAUUUAUCAUUCCUUCUCUCUUCUCGCUCGGACGCGAUGACUCGAACAUUCACGACGAACUCCCGCGAGGCAGAUACGCGACAGUCCUCCGAAACGAUCGUCUCGCGUACACAUCAUCUCGUCGCGUGUGCGUGUGUGUAUGUGUGUACGUAUUGCGGAUCGUGAAUUCGCACAAUAAUCGUUUCACCCGCGACAAUGCGACAACGAUGUGCCGUGACGAUCGUCGAAACGACGCUACCUUUUCGCCUAUCUCGUUUGGUUUGUCACAAAGCGACUAAUAUAUUGUAAACUGCCAGCUGCGUUUUCUAAGGUAUUUAUCGCAAGUAAGAUCACGAUGAGACUUUCGGGCGCGCGCCCGAGGAUAAGCUUAUCGUGUUGGAGGAAUCGUCGAAUUUUACGUAUUUCGAGAAGGGAAUGUAAUGUCGCACGAAUCGCGUCAUCUUCGUUGUUCAUUCGGCCACGCGUUAUCGGAUUAUCGUCAUUUUUAUAUAUUUUUAUAUCGUACCCUCAAAACGAUGUUUACUACUCAUUUAUCGCGACUUUUCACGUUGGCGAGUCACUGAAUUAAGAAUAGUAUAUAUACUAUCCGUAUACAUAUAAAGAAAGCGAGUAAUACUUAU
Messenger RNA from Dinoponera quadriceps, 5913 nucleotides. It is a transcript of the gene Src42A, whose product is annotated as tyrosine-protein kinase Src42A. Bases 2830 to 4347 code for a protein of 505 amino acids. The record is from RefSeq and is a predicted model, not a curated record. The transcript has 7 exons. Lineage: Eukaryota; Metazoa; Arthropoda; Insecta; Hymenoptera; Formicidae. Gene Ontology annotation, cellular component: extrinsic component of cytoplasmic side of plasma membrane. Gene Ontology annotation, biological process: cell surface receptor protein tyrosine kinase signaling pathway; protein phosphorylation; cell differentiation. Gene Ontology annotation, molecular function: ATP binding; signaling receptor binding; non-membrane spanning protein tyrosine kinase activity.